AUGCAGCAGAACCCCCUGGAGGGCUUGUGGAAACAGACCACCGCCCCCACUCUGAGUUCCCCGUCUGGGGUGGGAGAUGGUGCAUUUCCAACGAGGCAGCAGGCCGCGUCCCUGCUACUGGUCCGAGACCACACUUUGAGAACCACUGCUCGGGGCUGCCCGGGAGCCACGGGCCCCUCGGUACCAGAGGACCAACAGGAGACCCAGCUCCCGGCCAACCCUGUGGGAGCUUCUCUUCCAGCAGCAGCGUCCCCGGAGCCACAGCAGCCAGACCCCACGCAGAGAUUGUCUCCAACUCCCAAGAUUGUCUCCACGUUUUCAUUACAGUCCGAUCAUAUACUGGGUGACCCAGCUCUUGCUCUUGCUGCCCUUUCCUACAUUGUCAGCCAACGUAUGGAAAGUGCCAGCUCUGAGAACCCAUCUGCACCGUGUCCUAUAAUAGUACAUCCAAACCAACUGUCACAAGGAAAGCCCAGUCUGGCUCAAUUUCCUGAGGAGGCACACUGUUCAACUUUACCUGGAAAUGGCAGCCUGGGCCCACAUGCUGCCUCGUUGGCUGUCGGCAUCCCUCCCAAUUCUGAAAUGCCAGCAGAAGCAGAAGCCAGCCUUGGAAACAGUGCUAAGUCAGUGUAUUACCCAGCUUCACUGGGACAUGAGAACGGCCAAGAUACUGCCUCUUCAUCUGUUUUCAUCCUUCCCAAUUUUGCACUUGAGAAAGUUUUACUUGUUGAAAUGCCGGAAAAAGCAAAAACCAGCCUGGAAAACAGUUCUGAGACAGCGUAUUACCCAACUUCAUUGGGAAAUGAGAGUGGCCCAGAUCCUGCCUCUUUAUCUCAGUCCAUCCCACCGGAUUUCGGAGUUGCCGAUCAGGAAUUACAAUUCCCUGGAGAGCUGCUCCUGUUGCUGCGAGUGCGCCCCAACAAUAGCCAAGUUUCUAACUCAUCAUCUUUCUGCAUCCCAUACAAUUUUGGGUAUCUUGGUGAUCCAAAAAGGGAAGUCAAGGUGCUUGAUGCUCAUUUGCUGGUUGCACAAAAGAAGGCCAGUCCUAGGUAUGCAGUCCGCUACCUGAUUCAUAUUUUGUUCUCCAAGGAAAUUCUGAUGAACAGCUGGGUAGGUGUCAAUUCCCAAGGCCUCCCACCUCUAGAUCCAAACAAAAUGGCUGCAUUAAGAGAAUAUCUGGCAUCAGUAUUUCCCAACUAUGAUUUGCGUGAAUAUGGAAAAGACUGGCAAGCCUGUAUUGCCGAUAUCAAUUCUCUGAUCUACUCUUUGCGUUCCGAAGCCAACACAACACCACAGAAAACUGGUGCCAACAGUAAAGGCCCUACCAAUCCUUAUAUGCCAGUGGCUGCAGAUUUGAGUGGUAGAAGGUAUGGUAAAGGCAAAAAAAGCAGUUCCCGGUUAUCUCAGCAAACAGCUGCCUCAGAAACAAGAGGAAAUGGGAAUUCUCAGCAGAAAAGGAGUGCUUACACUAGAAGAAUUAAAGAAUGUCCCACUGAUAAUUCAACGGCAUUUUAUGAAACACUGGAAUAUAUUGGAAAUCCAGAUAGAAAUGUACUGUUGCCACAAUCAGUGCUAAAUAUAGCGAAAUCAAAGUCUCGCCCAGAGCUGUCAUCCAGAUACCUUAUUCGCAACCUGUUCACAGAGGACGUCCUGCUAAGAAGUAAUGUCUAUGGCAAUUUGGAGCGUGGCAUGUAUGCACUUAACCCUAAUAGGAUUAAUGCUCUUCGAGAAUUUCUUAGAGACACCUACCCGACUUGCGAUCUAUCAGAAAAUGGAUAUGACUGGAAGUUGUGUGUCGCAGCUAUCAAUGGUUGUAUCCGUAGUCUUAGAUAUGACUCCAAGAAGUCCGCAUCCAAAGCAUAG
Messenger RNA from Hyaena hyaena (striped hyena), 1863 nucleotides. It is a transcript of the gene BEND2, whose product is annotated as BEN domain containing 2. The record is from RefSeq and is a predicted model, not a curated record. The transcript is spliced from 11 exons. Bases 1 to 1863 code for a protein of 620 amino acids. NCBI's taxonomy places the organism in Eukaryota, Metazoa, Chordata, Mammalia, Carnivora, Hyaenidae. Gene Ontology annotation, molecular function: DNA binding.